CCGCGUUACAGCUGACGCGUUUCUACGGAAGUAGCGAAGGCGGAAGUCAGCAGCUCAGUGAUGUGUAGUAUGUUGUUUAGGCAUUUCGUCUGAAGAUCUGUGGGAUAUUUGAUCUCUUCUCAGUGAUUGAGACUCUGUGGAGGAUUCAGUGAUCCGCGGCGGGAUGGAGGACCCCGGCUCCGAGUGUGUGGCGUCUCCGGCGGGUCAGAGCUCCAGCAGAUCCAAGCUGGACACGCUGUCUAAAGAAGAUCUGAUCAAGUUUGCCAAGAAACAGAUGGGGGCAAUGCAGAAGAUCAAGUCAAAAUGUGCCGGUUUAGAGAAGGAGGUUGAGGAGUUGAAACAUCCUCCGAGUGUCUCGUCAGACUCCUCAGUUAUGCAGGAACUGAGUGAGCGCAUGGAGGCCGUGCUGCAGGAGAAAGCAGAGAGUCAGCAGAGCCUGUCGUUACUGCGCCGAGAUCACGAGCAGCUCAAGAAGCAAGCGCAGGAGACAGCGGCAAGAUUAACAGCUCUUCAGGAGGAACUAGACUUAAAAAACAAUGAGUACACAGAAAUGCAGAAACACACAGCCGAGCUCACUGAGGACUUCAAGGCUGCCUGUACCGAAUAUGAGUCCAAAAUAUCUCAAGCUGGAGAGGAGCUGGCAGAAGCCCGGCGCCAGUGGACGGCAGCGACGGAGGAUCUCAAAGACUCUCACCAGAUGAGCCUCACCGAAUCCCAGCAGGAGACGGAGAACCUCCAGAGGGAGAUGGAAACGCUGAGAAGACAGUAUGAGGAUGACGUGCGGUUCCUGGAGGAGCAGCUGGAGGUGAACGCAGCCGACUUCGAGAGGGAGCGAGAGCGGCUGCUUCUGCUGCAGGACGAGCUCUCGGAGCAGCUGGCGCUGAAGGAGGGAUUCCUGCAGGACGUCCAGGAGGAGGAGGAGGACGCUAGCAGGGCCGCUGGGCCUCCCAAACACUCGCCGAGCUCCCAGACCUCGGACCUCCCAGCUUCAGACGACUCUGACGACGAGGGCAGCGUGAUAAAAUCAGCGCUGGAGGACUUGCAGUCUCAGAACAUGAUGCUCCAGGAAGAGCUUGUGUUUCUGCGAAACGUGAAGCUGGAGCUGGAGUCCGAGCUGAAGCAGGCGCGAGAGGAGCUCACCGUGGAGAAGGAAGAGCUGGAGUUCAGAAUCAACGAGCUGCAGAUGAACAGAGACAGUGGAGAGACGUCUGUGAAGAGAUGCGGCGUCCAAACCUCAGACGAGUCCCACAGCGACGAUCUGAAGGAAACCCGUGAAGAAGUGCAGCACGACGGACGCUCGGAGAGCACAGCAGCCGACACGUUUGAGCAGCCUGUGAGCCUCAUCACAGAUCAGGAAGAUCUCGGAGACAGAGCAGAGCACUUCAUGAAGCAGUACAGAGCCGUGAAUGAGCGCACGGCCGCCUCGUUGCAGGAUCUGCAGGAGAAGCUCCAGAGUGUCUUCCAGCAGCGCGACCGGCUUUUAGAGCAGAUCAGAAGCGCUGAAGAAACCUCAGAACCGGCAGAGGAGGAGGAAGGACUGGAGAUGUCUUUUGAGGACCUGAGGAAUACAAAUGAAGAAAUCCUAGUGAGCCUACAACACAAGGAGACUCUUGUCCUCGAGUUGAAGGAGAUGCUGAAGUCCAUGGCAUCUGAAUCGAAGCCGAAUCAGAGAAGGAACCUGAGCGAGGAGAAGGAGGAGCGCAUGAAGACCCUCGAGGAGGACGCCAGUGCUCUUCAAGCCCAACAGCUGGAGUCUCAAGACACCAUCAGACUUCUCCAGUCUCAGAUCACCAGUCUGUCAGAAGAGAGAGACACCCUUCGGCGAGACAUGGAGCACCUCUCCGCUGCUCAGUGCCGCAUCACUGAGAUCCUCCAGCAGAGUUUCUCUGAGACGGAGGUGGACGGAGCGUCUGAUAUCUCCACCCUCGUAGAGCGGCUGUGGACUGAAGCCCAGGAGGAGAGGGCAGUCUUACGCCAGCGGCUGGAGGAGGCAGGCGAGGAGCGGGCGGCACGGAUCCACGAGCUCCUGCAGGAGAAGGACCUGCUGAAGGCCAGUCUGGAGGAUGUGCUGUUAGACACCGAGGGACUGCAGAAGGACCUGAGGGACAUGCAAGCCAUGAAUGAGAAGCUGAGGGCAGAAAACCACAGCCUGCUCUCUGAAGUCGCUGACUUGAGCAGGAGUUCAGAGGAGAAAGGAAAGGAGUCGCCGGAUGAAAGCGAUGCUCAGCUUCAGGAGGCCGGCGAGCUCCAGCAGGCUCUUGCUGACAGAGACGCUGUAAUAUCUCAGCUCAGAGAAGAAGUCGGUCACUUACAGAUGUGCAAAGAGUCAUCGGCGUCUGAUGAAAAUGAACAAGUGAAAGCGUUAUCUCAUGAAAUAGAAAUGCUGAAGAAAGAAAGCAAAGAUAAGGAUGAACGCAUGAACAAAAUCAAAGCUGUUGCGGUGAAGGCUAAAAAGGAGCUGGACAACAACAAGAAAGAGGUCGUCUCUCUGAGAGAAGAAGUGGACCAGCUGAAGACUGAGCGAGACUCAUUAUCACGAUCUGUGAAGGACAUCAUCCACGGCGCAGAGGACUAUAAGAACCUGAUGGUGGAUUAUGACAAGCAGAAUGAGCUGCUGGAUCAGGAGCGAGAGAAGCUGGAGCAGGCCAAUAAACACAACGAAGAUUUGACCAAACGCCUUCAAAAUGCCAUUCAGCAGCACGAGCUGCUGUCCUCAGAGCGAGAGGACCUCACGGCACGUAUAGAGACGUUGCAGAGUAACAUCACGCAGCUGGAGGCACAGAUACUGGAGGCGCAGAAGCUGAAGUGUGGGCUGGAGCGAGACCUGGAGGCAGAGAGGCUUUUAAGAGAGCAGAAGUCUAAGGAGCUUCAGUCUGCGGUCAGGGAGGUGGAGGAGCUCCAGGCUCAGCUCAGCAGACACAAACAGCAGCUCCAGCAAACCGCUCAGGAGCUCGAGCAGCUGCGCAAGGACGCUCAGCAGAACACGCUGCUGGACAUGGAGAUGGCCGACUACGAGAAACUGGUGAAGGAGCUCAAUCACAAGCUCGGUGAGAAAGACAAGCAGACGGAGGAGCAGGAGAUGCACAUACAGGCACAGAGAGAACGGGAAGAGCGUCUGAGCGAGGAGAUCGAGUCUCUGAAGCUGCUGCUGGAUCAGACGGAAGACAAAGCCUCCAGGAUGAAACAACUGCUGGUCAAAACCAAAAAAGAUCUGGCAGACGCAAAACAAAAAGAAGCGGCGCAGGUGAUCUCGCAGUCUGCUCUGAGAGGAGAUCUGGAGGCCCAUCAGCAGCAGCUGGAGGAGCUGAAGAUCCAGUGCAGCGAGCUGACGGCCGAGCGCCACCGGCUGCAGGAGCAGCUGAAGCUGAUGAACGAGCAGCAGCAGCGGACGUCCAGCUCGUAUCAGCUCAGUCUGACCGCGCUGCAGGACGAGUGCACGGCCGCUAAGGCUGAUCUUGCAGCGACGGUGUCUGAGUUUGAGAGUUAUAAGGUGCGAGUCCACAAUGUCCUCAAGCAGCAGAAACACAAGAGCUCAGCCCAGAGCGACGGCGACGCUUUCAGACAGGAGAGAGAGCGCUCGGAGGCCGUGGUGGAGCAGCUGCGCAGCCGGCUGCAGGAGACGCAGCAGAGCCUGCAGUCCAGCACAUCAGAGCUGCAGCAGCUGCAGGUGGAGCAUGACAUGCUGCUGGAGCGACACAACAAGAUCCUGCAGGAGACCGUCAGCAAAGAGGCCGAGCUGCGGGAGAGGCUGCUGUCGCUGCAGGCCGAGAGCCUGGCCCUGCGGUCCGAGCACGGGCAGUGUGCGGCUCACCUGAGCGCUCAGACCGAGGCUCUGCGCAGCGGCUUCCGUGAGCAGACGCGCCAGCUGCAGGAGGAGCACUGCGGCACGCUGGAGACGCUGCAGCAGCAGAUCCGCAGCCUGGAGGCCCAGCUGUUCCAGCUGCAGAGAGAGCCGUCCAGCAGCGGCGCAGCGCUGGCGCAGCAGAGCAGGAAGGCUCAUGUGGACAGGAGGUCUGCUGACGUGCCUCCGCUGGACCUGCAGGGCAUGAGAGAGGAGGGAGAGGGGAUGGAGACCACCGAGACCGAGUCACGGUCAUCCAGCAGCACCCCGCUGGCCUCUCUGGAGCAGCUGCUCACCUCCGCUGACCUCAAACACGAGCCUGCUGUCUGGCACAUGGAGCCCAGUAAAGAGGAGCUGGCUCAGAAGCUCAGUACUGCCACCCGCAGAAUGGAGCAUCUGAACAGUCUGCUGCACGAGACCGAGGCUACCAACGCUGUCCUGAUGGAGCAGAUCACUCUCCUGAAGAGCGAGCUGCGGCGUCUGGAGCGUAAUCAGGAGCGGGAGAAGUCUGUGGCGAGUCUGGAGUAUCUGAAGAAUGUGCUGCUGCAGUUCAUCUUCCUGCGGUCCGGCAGCGAGCGGCAGGCUCUGCUCCCCGUCAUCCACACGCUGCUGCAGCUGAGCCCCGAGGAGAAGAGCAAGCUGGCCGCCAUCGCUCAAGGUGAGGAGGAGUCGGCGGUCUCUCGGGGGUCGGGCUGGACGUCGUAUCUGCACAGCUGGUCAGGCAUCAGAUGAAACACACUGACCUCAGGCCAGCGGCUGUCCGGCAGAGCAUCACACAUCACCACAUCAGCAGAUCAGCUCUAUAUACGACGCCUUAUUUUUCUACUGAGUUAGAACCCGUCAGUCCGGAUGGGAUGUUUUCGGGUUAUUGAAGAUUAUUUUGCGCUGUAAAUCAUACGUGGGAACUGUUGAUCAUAUUUAUCAUUCUUUAAUAUAAAUUAUAUCCUUAUCAUUUUUUCACAAAUUGUCUUACGGCCGUGUUGGUCUCUGUAAUCUCAUAUCUGUGAAGGAACAUGCACAUGAAGGAGUGUAAAUACCGGAUAUAUCAGUCUGUCAGAGAAUAUCAUCUGAUUAAACUACUUUGAGAGCUGCUCUGUUUAUUCUUUAAAGUGUCUUAGAAACGAAGACUCGAUUUAUGCUGAUCUUAAUCUUUGCUCUUUUAUUAUCUUUUGUGUGUUUGUGCUCCUGGACUACAGUCAGAGUAAUGUGGAUCUCUUCAGAUCAGGGGAAGGACUGCAGGCCUGUCCUCCUCGUUUGGGUUUGAUGGCGUUAUUUGAAAUGAAUCCGUCAUGAGGUGAACUGAACCAAAUCACAUCUGUUCAAGAUCCCGUUAUCCACCAGCGAUCGUGUCUAUCACACUCCGACUCAGACAAUAAAAAGGCACACAUUUUCCAUCCAAAUGACACAAAAAUAAAACCAAAGAUGCCUCGCAGUACACACAUCACGUGAAUUGAGUUCAAUUUAAUAAUAAUAAUGAUAAUUGAAUAAUUGUUUAUUUAUGAUUCACUUUGUUAGUAGCUUGCACCUGCGAUUGUUGAUCAGUACGCUGUAAGAAAAAUGGAAAAGAUACUAGUAAUUUUCCAGGACGUAACCCUGUAACCCAAAAACACAAUGCAUAGUUUAAAACGCAGGUAAAAAACAAUACAGAAAAUUCCUUCAUAUUAACACAGUAGAUUGUGCCCUGUUUUUACAGACUUAGAGUGUGGCACACUAACUAACUACUAAUACAUCGCAAAUAAUUCAUAAUUGUUGAGAAUGUCUAAUACUAAUUGUAAUCGGGGCCUGAACUCGAAGCAGCAAAACAACACGGAUGAUAUCUUACACUCACUUUAGUUAAAAUCACGCGGUCGUACACAUCCUCCAAACACUGCCGAGCCGCAGGAUCAGAAAUGGGAGGAUAGAGAAAUUAAACAAUUUGAUCAUGUCUAUGUUAAAAAAAAAAAAAAAAAGAUAUUUGCUAAGCAAAUAUUAACACUUUUCCGGCAACAUGACUAUGUAAGAUGUCACCACUGGUAUUAAUCAAUAGGCAGGACUGAUGUUUUUCUGAUAUUGCAUAGCAGCAAGUCACUGUUAAUUAGCGAUUGAACCGAAUCAUUUAAACGUAAGUCCAUUAAUAUUAACUUCUUGUUUAUUGAACCGUAUAGGCUAAAAUCAAUAUCACAUUUGUGAUUUUUGCGAAAAAAAAUGUCACUCUUCGUGUGAUAUUGAUUAACUAUAUGAAAUGAUAUAAAUAUAUAUCUGUUGAGUUUCAGAGUCCACACCAGACACACUGUGGUUUAUACUGGACUACAAACCGUUCUGCGCAUGUCUGUCUGACAAAACAUCUCAUGCUAUUCCUUCACUUUGCCUUAAAAUGAUUGAAAACGUUUAAACGAGAAUCUCCUAUUUUCAUUUUAGGUUAUUUUAUUGAUUACUUUUAAUUGAUUAAAAUUUCAUUCAGUAUCCAUAUUUUCACUAAAGUAUAUUUUUCAGAUACGUUUUACACCGCUGGUUAUAUUUAGCUUUUUCUGUGCUAAAAUAAAAAAAACAUGAUCUUUACAAUCCAGUUCCUUGAAUUAAUGAAGGUUGCUUAUUCCGUACGCUGUAAAAAAGCAGUUUUGCUGUAAGGAAGGUUUUCCUGGGAUUGCUGCAGUGACUGUGAUUGUGUUUUCAGUGUGCUGCGUGCCUGAAACAUCCCGUCUCCUCGGCCUAAAUUAGGACUGGAUUACACACACACACACACACACACACACACAGACAGAUUUACGCACACACAAACACACACACACACACACAC
Onychostoma macrolepis is the source of this 6617-nucleotide messenger RNA. Its product is annotated as GRIP and coiled-coil domain-containing protein 2. Gene Ontology annotation, cellular component: Golgi apparatus. Gene Ontology annotation, biological process: late endosome to Golgi transport. The transcript has 23 exons. Bases 164 to 4573 code for a protein of 1469 amino acids. The record is from RefSeq and is a predicted model, not a curated record. Lineage: Eukaryota; Metazoa; Chordata; Actinopteri; Cypriniformes; Cyprinidae.